Messenger RNA from Xylaria bambusicola, 1838 nucleotides. RefSeq names its product glycosyl hydrolase family 76-domain-containing protein. The transcript has 5 exons. Bases 343 to 1695 code for a protein of 450 amino acids. The record is from RefSeq and is a predicted model, not a curated record. NCBI's taxonomy places the organism in Eukaryota, Fungi, Ascomycota, Sordariomycetes, Xylariales, Xylariaceae. Gene Ontology annotation, biological process: fungal-type cell wall biogenesis; carbohydrate catabolic process. Gene Ontology annotation, molecular function: mannan endo-1,6-alpha-mannosidase activity.
GAAAUAUUCAACUCCUAUUACGUAUAGGCACUCGUAGUGUAAGAACAACGCGCCAUGAUCUUUUGCUUUGGUAAUUCCAUAGUCACCCAAGGCAAAUCAGAAUGUGGCACAUGGAUGGUUGCUGCCUGUUUUGAUGAAGGACUCUCGACCCCAGUUGGAUGUAAGAUUAUAUAAUGCUAGAAGAACAUGAAGUGGAUCUUAUACGAGAAAGUCCACGAUCCUCCUGCGCUAGCCAAGAUUCUAUAAAAUAACCCAGCUGCCGCUAUCUCUCAUUGAUGUAGUGUAGGCAAGCAUCACUUUACUUCCAUCUUGUGUCUCUCGUUCGCAUCAUAGCAUUUCAAGAUGGCUCAAAUUUCUUCUCGUUCUCUCAUUCAGUUCCUCCUGUCCGCUACAGGGGUCUUUGCCGGACUGACAGUUGAUGUUGAUGAUGCUGCUUCUAUCAAGAAGGCCGCGGCCAUCGUAGCCGAAGAUCUCAUGAGCUACUAUACGGGCGACAUCCCCGGAAUCUUGCCUGGACCGCCUCCUGAAGGUGAUUAUUAUUGGUGGACCGGUGGUGCCUUAUGGACCUCCCUGCUGGACUAUAGAAGCCGUACCAAUGACAAUCAGUACGACGACAAGAUUUCAGAAGGUCUUCUGUUUCAGCGAGGCGAAUCUGAUGACUAUCUACCAGCCAAUUGGACCCUGUCGAUCGGUAAUGAUGACCAGGCUAUCUGGGCAAUGGCAGCUCUACUAGCUGCUGAGACAGGCUUCACCGACCCAGCAGAACGCAAUCUAAAGUCAUGGAUCAGUCUGGCGCAAAACGUCUAUAACCAAGAAUCCGAUCCAAGUCGACGGGUCAGCAAUGGAUCUUGUGAGGGCGCUCUACGUUGGCAGAUUUAUCGGACCAACAAUGGGUAUAAUUAUAUUGCUACCAGUGCCAGCGCGGCCUAUGCCAAUCUGGGCGCUCGGUUGAGUGUCUGGAAUGGGAAUAAUGAGACACAAGCCAAGUCAGUCGAAGAUACUUUCGACUGGCUACAGGAUGUGAACAUUAUAGACGAUAAGUUCAAUGUUUUCGAUGGGGCUAUGGUCCCUGACUGCGAUAGUAUUAACAAGCUCCAAUUCUCUCACAAUGCUGCCCUGUUCUUGGAAAGCGCAGCCGUCAUGUACAACUCAACAAAUGGUGAUGAGAAAUGGAAGACGCUGGUUGAUGGCUUGCUGAAGCGAACGAUCGACGUCUUCUUUCCGGACGGGGUUGCGACGGAAGUCUCUUGUGAACUUACUAAGACUACAUGUACUACGGAUAUGACUUUCUACAAGUUCUUCCUACACCGAAGUCUAGCCGCAACGAUGAGAAUCGCUCCGUACACAGAGAGUAAGAUCCUCCCAGCACUCAAAAGUAGCGCUGCGGCGGCCGUCACCAGCUGUGUCGGCGGCAAGAAUGGACGCAUGUGUGGGUUGGAUUGGUCUGGCAAUUCCGACGAUUUGAUGAACGCGGGGUCUCAGAUGAGUGUUCUGAGCGCGCUUCUCAGCCUUUUGCCCGUGGAAAAGCUUGCCAAACCCGGCAGCGAGACUAGUGGCACAACCACUCCAACUCCCACGGAUACCGCGUCUGGGCAAUCCACAACAUCCACAGUCCCUGACAACCUUGGUACCCAUAUCGGUGUCAGCUUCGUCGCACUAUUGGGGGCCCUGUCAGCCAGCUUCGUGUUUAACUGAAUAUAGUGUACUAUGAGUUCGAUCAACUAGUGUAACCGGCCCUACGGUGUGCUGUCUCUGUAUUCAAAGCAGUCUUCGCCAACUCAAUUGCGAGCCUGUCUCUUAACCUUACUUUAAAUAUUUUACAUUACAAGCUUGCACGU